UGGUUAUCUAAUACUUGAAUUUAAGUUUGAUAACAGGUGAUAACAAAUGACAUAUAAAUGUUCUUCAAAACAUAUGUCACAGUAGGUCUGUCACUGGAGGAAAAGGAAGAAUGGAUCUUAAAGCAAUUAGUGUGAUUCUUCUGUUGAGCGUGGCGUUUGCCUCUGCCGCGUCUAAAGAUCGCAACAACAAGAAGUACAGGGUGGUAUGUUACCUUGGAAGUUGGGCAAACUACAGGCCAGGAGCUGGAAAAUUCUUAAUCGAGCAUAUUGAUCCCUUCCUUUGUACUCACGUCAUAUAUGGAUUUGCUAAAUUGGCUGGCAACAAGAUAGCUGCUUACGAUCCAUAUCUGGAUUUGAAAGAAAAC
Molecule: messenger RNA, 365 nt
Organism: Parasteatoda tepidariorum (common house spider)
Lineage: Eukaryota; Metazoa; Arthropoda; Arachnida; Araneae; Theridiidae
Source: RefSeq, a predicted model, not a curated record